UACCCCGGAAGUGCAGGCGGCAGUCGAAACGCGCAGACCACUGCAGAAGGAAGAUGUGAGGACAAAGGUCGCACCUGAGCGAAAACAGAUGCUGCGCAAACUCGCGAAUCUGUGUCAUAAAAGACACGUUGCCUCUCAAUCGUUCUGUGUCGAUGUAGGCAGAUUUUUUCCCAGUGCUCUUUACCGAAUGCUUUUAGGAUAAAUAUGUUUCAUAGAAUAUACGACAAAUCCGGCGGCGAGCGUGUCGCUGCAGCCGUAAUGCUCAGUCCUGUCGUAACCGGCUUUUUUACAUCGCGUUCGUCACAUCAGUGACCAUGGAUGUAAGAGCAGUUCUGGAGUUUGCCACGCUCACCAGGGGCCUCUCACUGGUUUUGCAGGUUGUGUUCAACGCUGCAAUCCCCGAUCAUGAUGCAGAUGCAUUCAGGCCCCCUCGGACAGAAGAGCGUCUCUACUUGGACUCUACAGUAGAGUGGCUGCUGGGAGGCCUAUCUCACUGGGAUGCAGAGCAUUUCCUCUUCAUUGCCGAGAGGGGAUACCUUUAUGAGCACAACUUUGCCUUUUUCCCGCUUUUCCCGGUCAUCCUCCGGGGCCUGGCGGAGACGCUGCUGUGGCCCCUGAGCAGCUGGCUCAGCGUGCGGGGUCGCCUGCUGGUGGCGGUGGCCCUGGGGAACACGGCCCUCUUCCUGCUGAGCGUGGUCGCCCUGCACGCUCUCAGUAGAGUAGUUCUUCAGGACAGGCGACUUGCUCUGCUCUCCAGCCUGCUGUACUGCAUCACGCCUGCCAAUGUUUUCAUGACCGCUGGAUACUCAGAAAGCCUGUUCGCCGCCCUCACGUUUGGUGGCCUGUUCCUCCUGGAGAAGGGAUUUACCCUCCGAGCCUGCCUGGCCCUCAGCAUAGCCACUGCUGCGCGGUCUAACGGACUUGUCAACAUAGGAUUUCUGCUGUAUCUGCCGUCACUGCAUGCUAUUUCUCAGAUCCGAGUGUAUCGCACGACAACAAAAGGCCACAGUAAAGUCUUCCGUUACGUUUGGGUAAUCGUUCGUUUUCUGCUCACAUCCCUUUUGGGAGCUGCAAUUAUCGCCCUUCCCUUUUGCGCAUUCCAGUACUAUGGCUAUCGGACGUUUUGCACACCAUCCGUCUCCCUGGAGCAGAUUCCUCCAGCUCUUCUGUCCCUGGCUGAACGGAAGGGCUACAGGGUUCCAGAUGAAAAUGGUCCACCGCCCCUCUGGUGCAUGAGACCUCUCCCCCUGCUUUAUUCCCAUAUUCAGGAUGUUUAUUGGGACGUGGGCUUCCUGCGUUACUUUGAGCUGAAGCAGAUGCCAAACUUCAUUUUGGCUCUACCUAUGGCUACUCUUGGAAUAACGGCGGUUUAUGCAUAUUUUCAAGCUAAUCCAGAGCUUUGUCUGAGACUUGGACUUUGGGAGACAGGCCCAACUAAAGGACUUGACAAACCAAUACCAGGAUUCUUCAAUCCCAGAGUGUUUGUCUAUGUUGUACAUUCAACUGCACUUCUUGUGUUUGGUACAUUGUGCAUGCAUGUUCAGGUUCUAACGAGGUUCAUGGCCUCCUCGUCUCCUGUGCCCUUCUGGAUAAGUGCCCAUCUGCUCCUCCUCAAUGAACCCCUACUUCAUCGAAGGAAAACGUCAAACCCCAGUGUACAGCUACAGACACAUUCAAAAAAUGGAUGCAAACACACCCCUCAAAACGCCAUCACAGCGCUGCUGCCUCACUUUAACAUCUGCUCUCCCACCACCCGGAGCAUCCUGGGAUAUUUCCUCUCCUACUGGGUGCUGGGCCUUGCACUGCACUGUAACUUCUUGCCAUGGACAUGACAGUUGUCUGAAUUUAAAUGAUUUCUUUCUAUGUAGGGCUGGGCUAUAUAUCUCAUUUUGAAUUACAUGAAUCCAUAACUUUGUUUUAUAGUACAUUAUUCUCAAAGAUUUAUUUUGAUUACAGCAAUUUUUUUGUUUGGAGAAAUUAAUCCAAAUUGCAGAACUGGACUACAAAUAAUGCAUAUGCCUAUUAUGGUUAUGUUGCCCAGUCCUACAUAGAUCUGACUGGCAUGAUGCAUUAUACACACAGUGGUCAACUAGUUUGAUUUACACACAUGAAUCUUAAUGAGACACUCGUUGUAAAUUUGUUUCCUUUUAUAAAUCCAUUCGUUUUAAAUGUAAAAGGAAGAAGACCUAUUGCAUUUGAAAAGAAUAUUGCAAUUUCUUGUUGAAACUUUUUGCCUAUUUAUCUAAUAUUGCACUGCAUGUUUGGAAGACCUUUCCCAAGUUAUAGUUUGGGACAUUAAAAAAAAUAAACAUUUCCUUGAUAAAUGA
Molecule: messenger RNA, 2327 nt
Organism: Betta splendens (Siamese fighting fish)
Lineage: Eukaryota; Metazoa; Chordata; Actinopteri; Anabantiformes; Osphronemidae
Gene: pigv
Product: phosphatidylinositol glycan anchor biosynthesis, class V
Exons: 3
Coding region: 315-1832 (505 amino acids)
Biological process (GO): GPI anchor biosynthetic process
Cellular component (GO): endoplasmic reticulum membrane; mannosyltransferase complex
Molecular function (GO): alpha-1,6-mannosyltransferase activity; GPI mannosyltransferase activity
Source: RefSeq, a predicted model, not a curated record